UGUGUGUACAUUUCACACUCUCACAGUCUCACUUUGCUCUCUCUCUCUCUCUGCUCUCCGACUUUCUCUGUGUAAGCAAAAGCAUAAAAAUUUCUGGUUUUUAAGUUGUGUGUGUGUGUGUUGUUAGUUACAAAUAUGGAGGGUGCAGCUAGAGAACACGUUGAAGAGAUACGUAGAAAAAAGUUCUCCAUUGGAGGGGAACAGAACCCAUUAACUGAGGAUCUUCAUCAAGCUGUCAAGAACCUCUCUGCUGAGCUUUAUGCCAAGGAUGUACAUUUUCUAAUGGAACUCAUUCAGAAUGCUGAAGAUAAUGAUUACUUGGAGGGAGUGGAUCCAUCUCUUGAGUUUGUCAUAACUUCUGAGGACAUUACAAACACAGGGGCCCCAACAACAUUGCUGAUUUUCAACAAUGAGAAAGGUUUCUCAUCGAAAAACAUUGACUCUAUUUGCAGUGUUGGUCGGUCCACUAAGAAAGGAAACAGGAAACGUGGUUAUAUUGGAGAGAAAGGAAUUGGAUUUAAGAGUGUCUUUCUGGUUAGUUCUCAACCAUACAUAUUCAGCAAUGGAUAUCAGAUACGAUUCAAUGAAGAGCCUUGCCCACAUUGCAAUCUCGGGUACAUAGUUCCUGAAUGGGUUGAGGAGAACCCAACACUUUCUGACAUCAAAAAAAUAUAUGGUUCUGGGACUACUCUUCCAACAACAACAAUAGUUUUACCUCUGAAGUUCGAUAAGGUCAAACCUGUGAAACAACAGCUCUCAAAUGUUCAUCCUGAAGUUCUAUUGUUCCUAUCAAAGAUUAGGCGGCUUUCAGUAAGGGAACAUAACAGCGAUCCCAGGCUCAAUACUGUAAGUGCAAUCGCAAUUACAAGUGAGACUGAAUUGGUGGUGAGGAAGAACAUUGAUGCUGUGUCCUACACAAUCCAUCUCUCUGCUGAUGAAAAUGGUAAGGAGUCUGAGGGAGAAUGCAGGUACUUUAUGUGGAGGCAAAAGUUUCCUGUCAGGCAGGAAAACAAAGUGGAAAGGAGAACGGAAGUUGAAGAGUUGGUGAUCACAUUGGCUUUUCCUUUUGAAGAGCGCCUCCAUAGGGGAAUGAGCUCACCUGGGAUCUAUGCAUUUCUUCCCACAGAGAUGUUUACCAACUUUCCCUUCAUAAUUCAGGCAGAUUUUCUUCUUGCCUCAUCAAGGGAAACAAUUCUCUUAGACAACAAGUGGAACCAAGGGAUUCUUGACUGCGUGCCCUCUGCUUUUAUCAAUGCGUUUGUUUCACUAGUUAAAAAUACUGAAAAUGCUCCAGUGUCUAGUUUAGCUUCCAUGUUCAGGUUCAUUCCCAUCGACAGCUCAUCUUAUCAAACGUUGAAUGUUGUCAGGGAGUCGAUCAAAUCAAAGCUUCUUGAAGAAAGUAUUCUUCCAAGUGAGUCUUACACACCGCAGAAGAUCUUUCACAAACCUCAUGAAGUUGGUAGGCUUAUGCCUGCUUUUUGGACCAUUCUGGAGAAGGCAAGGGAGCAAAAGGUGAGCUUGUUUCAUCUUUCAUCACAUGGAAAGUACAUUUUGAGCUCCUCAUUUGAUAAAGCAGAAUAUGAUAACAUAUUGAAUUUCUUGGGUGUGGAACUAGUCAACAACGAAUGGUACGCAAAGUGCAUUCAAAGUUCUAAACUUGUUGAAGGAGUGUCAGAGGACGUGUACUUGGAGCUUUUGCUAUUUGUUGCGGAUAACUGGGGGUCCAAAUUUGACUCUACCGACAUCAAGUACAUACAACUAAUAAAAUAUGUGGGUCUUUAUGGCGAUGUGUCUUUGUGUAGCAUAAAUGAAUCCAUGCAUUUCAAUCGUGACAGAGUGGUGUCCUUAUCUCGUCAUCCUGAUCAUAUCUCAUGGCUGAUUGAUUGGAACAAGGAAUUCAAAUGUCCAGCCAAUUACUUUUUUUGGCCGAAAAGCACACAAGAAGCUAUCCAGUUCUUCUCUAAGAGGGAGACGGUGUUGGAGUGGCUACGAGAUCAUGUGAAGGUUGGUGCUAUGAGCGUCUAUGAAUAUGCACUUCACCUUAACAAUUAUCUCAAUAGUUGCCAGAAGCGUGCUAUUACCUUUGUUCACUUCUUAUACCACUCGCUUCAAAAGUCUUUUCUUUCCCAUCAUGAGGUUGGUAUUUUAUGUAAUUCUAUGCCACUUGUGGAUAACUAUGGAAAUUUACAGAGACACAGGACAGGGGUUCUUGUCCCUGCCAAUGGAAGCAAAUGGGUGGGAUUGAUUGGUUCAAAUCCAUGGACAAAUGAAGGCUACGUUGAGUUAGCAGAAGACUACUUGCGACCAGGCUAUUUUGCCGGUGAAUAUGCCUCUGGAGAAAGAUUCUUGGAGUUCCUUAAAACUCAUGUUGUAGCGUCUGAUAUCCCUUACAUAUCUCCUCCUAAUGCUGUAAUUCCUACUGUAUCAUCACCACUCACCAAGCAAAAUGCAUUCUUGCUGUUGGAUUGGAUUCGGAAUCUGAAACUUAGAGAAAUUUACAUUCCCGUGAAUUUCUUGAAAUGCAUAAAGGAAGGUAGCUGGCUGAAAAUUACUACCAGUGGCUGUCCUGGUUACCGGCCACCUUCAGAGUCAUUCAUGCUUACCUCUUCAUUGGGUAACAUUUUGCAGAACGGAUCCGUGCUUGUUGAUAUUCCGUUGAUUGAUCUAAGUUUUUAUGGUGAUGAAAUAAGUGUGUAUAAGGAGGAGCUGAAGAAAAUUGGUGUCAUGUCUGAGUAUGGAGAAGCAUGUGAAUUUAUUGGAAAGCGUCUUAUGUCGUUCACAGAAUACUCCACUUUAAGUAGAGACCAAGUGCUGUCUAUACUAAAUUUCAUCAGAUUUUUGAGGGAAAAGUUUCUUCCCCAGGAUGAGUUCAUCAACAGUAUCAAGAAUAAGAGAUGGCUAAGGACAUGCUGUGGUGACAGGUCUCCAGUUGAAUCUGUUUUGUUUGAUGAGGAAUGGAAAACUGCGUCACAAAUCAGUAACAUCCCCUUCAUCGAUCAAGAUUACUUUGGAGAGGAAAUCCUUUCUUUGAGAGAGGAACUCAAGUCGCUUGGUGUGGUAAUUGGUUUCAAUGAUCGUUAUCAGCUCGUUGUAGACAACUUCAAAUUACCUUCAAGCUCAUCUCUGAAACCUGAGGCUGUUCUUUUGAUACUUGAAUGUAUGCGAAGUCUAGGAUCAUCGAACAAACUUGUUCAGGCAUUGAGAGGUGUGAAAUGCUUUAAGACGAAUCUUGGUUACAAGCCUCCAGGAGAAUGUUUCUUGUUUGACCCUAAAUGGGUUUGCAUUCUACAGGUUUUUGAAGGUUUUGCAUUGAUUGAUCAUGAUUUCUAUGGAAGCAGUAUCUUCUCUUACAGAAACGAGUUGAAGCAAACUGGGGUGAAGGUGGAUUUUGAGGUGGCGGUAAAAGAAUUUGCUGACAAAUUCAAGCGGGAGGCAUCUUCCAUGACUAACGAACUUGUUCUCUCUUUUCUUUCAUGUCAUAGGGAGCUAAAAGAUAAUGCGUAUGUGUUUCCUCCAGAUCUUUGGAAAAAUAUCCGUGACCUUAAGUGGUUGCAGACUAGGCGUGGUGAUAAGAGAUCUCCAAGAGAUUGCAUUCUGUUUGGGCCAGAUUGGCAGUCAAUUUUACCAAUUACUCAUGACCUCCCUUUCUUAGAUGAUAGUGACAACUGUUAUGGCAAGGACAUUCAUAAAUACAAGGAAGAGCUGAAGAGCAUGGGAGUUGUUGUUGAAUUUAAAGAUGGUGCGAAGUUUGUUGCAGCUGGUCUUCACUUUCCCUAUAAUCCUGCUCUGAUAACUGCUGAAAAUGUGUUCUCAUUGCUGGGAUGCAUACGGAUUUUAACCCAAGGAGUGAAUUACUCCUUUCCAGAUCUUUUCCUAAAUCAAAAUUCUCGGAAAUGGUUGAAGACCACUAAAGGUUAUAGGCCUCCAGAAAAGUGCUUAUUGUUCGAUCCUAGGUGGGGCUCUUAUUUGGAGCGGACAGAUGGACCUUUUAUUGAUGAAGAUUUUUAUGGUUCUAAUAUUACACUGUACAAAGAAGAGCUCAAGGCAAUAGGAGUCACCCUUGAUGUUGAAGACGGAUGUUCAUUGAUUGCCAGGCACCUUGAACUCCAUUUCCAUUUCCCUACUAUAGUUCGAAUAUAUAAUUACUUGAGUGUAUGUAAUUGGGAGAAUGACAGUGAACUUACAAAAGGGAUAUGGAUCCCAUAUGGAAAUAAGAAAGGAGAGUGGGUCAGCCCCUGUGAAUGUGUUCUGCAUGACAAGGAUGGUCUCUUCAGUUUGCAGCUGAAAGUUCUUGACAAAUAUUAUGAGCAAAAUUUACUUAACUUCUUCUCACGUGCUUUCCAUGUUAAAUGCAAUCCUUCAGUUUCCGAUUACUGUAAGCUUUGGGAGGCUUGGGAAAUUUCAGGACACCGAUUGUCAAAUGAUGACUGUCUUAAGUUCUGGGGGUAUGUUUUGAAGCACUGGGGUGAAAAGACUGAGAAAACUAUCACUGAGAAGCUGGUGAAAUUGCCGGUUGCUUCUGGCUCAGAUGAAGUUUUGCUGUUCAACAAGCAUGAUGUUUUUAUUGCUGAUGAUCUUCAGCUGAAAGAUCUCUUCAAUCGGUUUUCUGCUCAAUCUCUAUUUGUCUGGUACCCUCAGCCAAGCAAGCCUUCUUUACCUCAGAUGAAGUUGUUUGAUAUUUACAGGAAGAUUGGUGUUCGCACUAUAUCCGAGUCUGUAGAGAAGGAAGAAUCAUACACAGUGGAUGUUGCUCAACUCAAUCAGGUGAAUCCAAAGGAGAAUUUGAUUACAAAAGAUCUGGUUACACUCAUCCUUGGUUUUCUAGCAAAUCCUAUGAUGAAAAUGGAAGCUGAAAGAAGGCAUGAAAUUAUCCGAGGGCUUCUGAAUAUUACUUUCCUUGAGAUAGUUGAACCGAUAAGCGUAAAGUACAGUUUAUCACUUUCUUCAGGGGAGAUCGUGAAUGCAAGAGCAAGCCGAAUGAUAUGCUGGGAUAGAGAGUCUUCAAAGUUUUUCACACAGAAGUUGGACAGGUCUAGUGGAUAUAAGAAUCAAAUUGAAUAUGCAACAGAUUUUUCUGAAGCAAUAUCUGAGGGUGUGUUAUGGGAGAACUGUGAUCAUAUUGGUGCACUCUCUGAACUGAUCAAGCUGGCCUUCGUGCUGGAAUUUGAUGAGGAAGCAGUUAGGUUUUUAAUGGAGUCCAAGAAUUUGCAAAUAUACUUAGAGGAUGAGGAGUUCAUUGCAUCUGUCUUUCCUUCUGACUAGUUAGAUAUAUACCAUGAGCUGUUAAUAUUUGUGUUUCUUUCAUAUAUAUCUUGUGUGUUUCUUACAGUGUUUUGGGCGUAAAUGUCAAAACUCAAAAGAAUGAAUCAGUUGCUGCUAUUCUGAUUCUAAUGGUCAUUCAUAAGCUGUUAAACUUAUAUUGUCUUGUCCUAGAUUUUCCUUUCUUUGUAUUUCUAUUUUGGGGCGAUACUCUUUAAUUCUGAACUAAAUGUUAAUGUUUGGUAUUGGCAUGUAUAUAUAUUUUUGAGCCUCAAGUUUCGGCUUUUUCGA
Quercus robur (English oak) is the source of this 5550-nucleotide messenger RNA. RefSeq lists its product as uncharacterized. The record is from RefSeq and is a predicted model, not a curated record. Lineage: Eukaryota; Viridiplantae; Streptophyta; Magnoliopsida; Fagales; Fagaceae. The coding region runs from base 136 to 5262 and encodes 1708 amino acids. The transcript is spliced from 3 exons.